CCCCAGCGCUGCGCCCGGCCUCGCCAAAGGCAGGCAGAGCGGGAGCGCCCGGUGCCCGCUCCAGUGCCAGCCCCUGGGGCUGCCACCCGGGCCUCCGUGGCCCGCAGAGCGGUUCCUCCAGCAGGAGAGCCGCCCCUUGCCCCUGUCCUAACCCGAUCCCCUCGGACUGGACCCCCUGGAUCCCCGGACAGUGCUCCUGGAGGUUUGGUGCCCAGAGCCCGGACUGCGCGCCCUGCGCCUUGCGCCUUGGGGUCGGGGCGCGCUGGGGUUUCUUCUGCAUUUCGCUCUCGGAAGUCCUCGCAAAGGGGAGCAGGGGGACUGGUGGCUUUUAUAUUUUUACCUUUUUUUUUUUACUUCUUUUACCUAAAGGGGAGGUAGGUGGCUCUUCCCUCCUAGUCUGGGGGUGCGGUCCAGAAGGUGCCCAGGAGCUGGAACGUGCCCGUUGUUGCCCAGUCUUUUGUCUGCCGCCUCCGGAUGCUCAGCGAUGGGGGAAUGGACCAUCUUGGAGAGGCUGCUGGAAGCCGCGGUGCAGCAGCACUCCACUAUGAUUGGAAGGAUCCUGUUGACUGUGGUGGUGAUCUUCCGGAUCCUCAUCGUGGCCAUUGUGGGGGAGACGGUGUAUGACGAUGAGCAGACAAUGUUCGUCUGCAACACCCUGCAGCCUGGCUGCAACCAGGCCUGCUAUGACCGCGCCUUCCCCAUCUCCCACAUACGCUACUGGGUCUUCCAGAUUAUCAUGGUGUGCACCCCCAGCCUCUGUUUCAUCACCUACUCUGUGCACCAGUCCGCCAAGCAGAGAGAACGCCGCUACUCGACGGUCUUCUUAGCCCUGGACAGAGAGCCCCCUGAGUCUAUGGGGGGUCCCGGAGGAACUGGGGGUGGGAGCGGCGGAGGCAAACGAGAAGAUAAGAAGUUGCAGAAUGCCAUCGUCAAUGGGGUCCUGCAGAACACAGAGACCACCAGCAAGGAGACGGAGCCAGAUUGCUUGGAGGUGAAAGAGCUGACCCCGCAUCCAUCGGGGCUACGCACUGCGGCCCGCUCCAAACUCCGCAGGCAAGAAGGCAUCUCUCGCUUCUACAUUAUCCAGGUGGUUUUCCGGAACGCCCUGGAGAUUGGCUUUCUGGUGGGCCAAUACUUCCUCUAUGGCUUCAGUGUCCCCGGCUUGUAUGAAUGCGACCGUUACCCCUGCAUCAAGGAAGUGGAGUGCUAUGUGUCCCGGCCUACUGAGAAGACGGUCUUUCUAGUGUUCAUGUUUGCUGUGAGUGGCAUCUGCGUGGUCCUCAACCUGGCUGAACUCAACCACCUGGGAUGGCGCAAGAUCAAGUUGGCUGUGCGAGGCGCCCAGGCCAAGCGAAAAUCCGUCUAUGAGAUCCGCAACAAAGACUUGCCCAGGGUCAGUGUUCCCAAUUUUGGCAGGACUCAAUCCAGCGAUUCGGCCUACGUGUGAACGAGCAGGCUUCACUUCAAGAAGGCCUGAAGAAUAACAAGGCAGAUGACGUCCUCAAGAAUGGCGGUCUCUGCCCUCACGUAGGCGACACUCACCAUGGAGAUGGAGGAUAUGGUUGGAUAAGGAAAGAUCUUGCCUCCAUGGAAGAGGAGAGAGGGGAGAACCACUGGCAUGUCACAUUCCACAGAGAAAGCCGGGUAAUAUCAGGAGAUGGAUGAGCUGUACUUCUUUGAACCCUUUCCUCCUAUGGCCUAGUCUGUUCCCGACAACAACGGACUAGGCACAGCUAACAAAUGGAACUUCACCGCUUAGCUUUAUAUCCGGUGAAAGACGAGACUCAAAUAUUUCAUUGGUACAACAUGUGUGACCGAACUCAGUUCAUUCCUCCAUCCUGUGCUGCAGGAAAUCAUUCUCGAGGCAUCCUUCUUGUACUUCUCCCAUCAGCAUGGCCCUCUCCUCAACCCAGGAUAGCAUGCCAGCCUUUUCUUUUUUCUUUUCAGAAUCUGGCCUUACUGAAUACCUAAUACGGUUUAUCUGCAGGCUAGCGGGAAUCACAAGGGGGGUCCUUUUGGAAAAAUGGCCGUGCGGAGGGAGGUUUGCGUUAACACCCCACCUGACUUUCCCUUAGUCCGUGUGAAAACCUUAGGAAUGUCUCAGUAUCUUCAAUUUUCUAACUCCAAUUGCACUGGUGCUCUUUAUCAGGGGCAGGGAUAGGGUGGGAGGGAGGGAACUGCAAUAUGCAACUAGAACACUUCUGUGAGAUGAUUCGUUGCACUGUUAGGCAUGUGGUUAUAAGCUUUGGGAUAUUUCUGCCUUCCAGCUUGUGGACUUUGUAAAGCAUAAAAAUAUUUUUGGUUCAUAUCCAAGCCACAGAAUUUCUAACAGAUAUAUUUCCCUCAUUUUCUUACAUCCUUUGGUUUUUGUGCAACUCAGCUGCACUUCAUUUUGCCAUGGAUUGAAUUUAACUGUGUGCUCACACCAGAAACCUUAAUUGGCCCAUGUCAAUCCUGAUUUAUGAUUUUUAUCAGUUAUUUUUGGGACACAAGCACUAGUUAAGAAACCUGGAACUAAACACUGUUGAUUAACAGGCGUUUACGGAUGCUUGCUUAUUUGAGACAUAUACCAAAGGUCAAAAGCUUAUUGUUUUGAACUGAGAAUAUGUUUUUUCUUCUCCUUGCUCUUGUUUCUUUAAGUGCCAUAAUUGAAAUUUUCAUGUCCACUGUGUAUUUAGUUCAAGCAUUGGCCAAUAGAAUAUUUGGAUAAUGUGCUUUUAUGGAGUUCUCUGUUUCCUUUGCAUUAUCUUUAUGACUUUUGAUUUAGAUAUGGACAUGGUGUAACACACAAUUGAGGACUUGUUUAAAAUAAAGUUCUUUCCUUUUUUGUAAAA
Suncus etruscus (white-toothed pygmy shrew) is the source of this 2834-nucleotide messenger RNA. It is a transcript of the gene GJD2, whose product is annotated as gap junction protein delta 2. Gene Ontology annotation, biological process: cell communication. The coding region runs from base 485 to 1447 and encodes 320 amino acids. The record is from RefSeq and is a predicted model, not a curated record. The transcript is spliced from 2 exons. Gene Ontology annotation, cellular component: connexin complex. NCBI's taxonomy places the organism in Eukaryota, Metazoa, Chordata, Mammalia, Eulipotyphla, Soricidae.